Cariama cristata (Red-legged seriema) is the source of this 1134-nucleotide messenger RNA. It is a transcript of the gene EEIG2, whose product is annotated as family with sequence similarity 102, member B. The transcript has 12 exons. The coding region runs from base 1 to 1134 and encodes 377 amino acids. NCBI's taxonomy places the organism in Eukaryota, Metazoa, Chordata, Aves, Cariamiformes, Cariamidae. The record is from RefSeq and is a predicted model, not a curated record.
AUGAAGGUUGUCCUAGAGAAACCAGUCGCUUGUGCCAUAACGCCUCGAGCUAUAAAGCCUGCUGAUGGCAUCGGUAACCGGGAGGGCGAGAAAUUUCUUGCCGCCGAGUCUGAAGUCAGAGCUGUUCCCUGUGGAUGGCUUCAAAAUAAGAACAGCAGUGAAACGUAUGCUGGUAUAUCCAAGUCCCUGGAGGUAGUACAGGCAAAUUGUGUCCGCUGGAAGAAAAAGUUCUUAUUUAUGUGUAAAAUCAGUGCCAGUGCCACAACAGGGAUUCUAGAUACUUGCAUUUGCAGGGUGUCUGUACGGAAGGAGUUAAAAGGAGGAAAGGCAUAUGCAAAGCUGGGAUUUGCAGAUCUAAAUCUAGCAGAGUUUGCUGGAUCAGGAAAUACCACUCGUCGCUGUUUAUUGGAAGGUUAUGACACCAAAAAUACAAGACAGGAUAACUCCAUUCUCAAAGUUUUGAUCAACAUGCAACUAAUGUCUGGAGACCCAUGCUUUAAAAUGCCUCCUUCCACAGCAAUGUCUAUAGCAAUUGCCGGAGAAUCAGAAUCUUUGCAUGAAGACAGGAAAGGUGGAGAAAACUUAAAAGUAGUACAUCUGGGCAUAGCAGAUGUCUCAGCAAAGAGUGCCUCAGUCCCAGACGAACUCGGUGCAUGUGGACAUUCCAGAACAUCAAGCUAUGCAAGUCAGCAGUCAAAACUGUCAGGAUAUAGCACAUGUCACUCUAGAUCAUCCAGUCUGUCUGAACUCUGCCACAGGAGAAACACCUCGGUGGGUAGCACCUCAACAGGAAUUGGAAGUAUUCUAGAGCCAUGUGAAGAGACUGCGCCAAAAGUAACUGAAGCUAAUAUUGAUACAUCUGUUAAAGAUGCACCAUCAGAAAAACUCUGCAGACAUCCUGUAAAGCAAGACUCUGUGGAGUCACAGCUGAAGAGGGUUGAUGCUACCAGAGUUGAUGCUGAUGAUAUAGUUGAAAAAAUACUCCAGAGUCAAGACUUCAGUUUAGACUCAAGUGCAGAAGAAGAAGGUUUAAGAUUAUUUGUGGGUCCUGGUGGAAGCACUUCUUUUGGAAGCCAUCAUCUACCUAAUAGAGCAGGAUCUGGAGCAUAUGAGCAAGUGGUGAUAAAACGCUAG